Molecule: messenger RNA, 1231 nt
Organism: Gasterosteus aculeatus aculeatus (three-spined stickleback)
Lineage: Eukaryota; Metazoa; Chordata; Actinopteri; Perciformes; Gasterosteidae
Gene: sprn2
Product: shadow of prion protein 2
Source: RefSeq, a predicted model, not a curated record
GAGCAGGUGUGAGAUUGUCUGGAGGAUCACACGCCGCUCGUCUCUCACAAGAGUCUGAGCGAGGAAGAGGAUCACUGUCGUCUUCGUCUCCGCCGCACACCGCCGCUCUACAGAAUCCAAACAAUAAUGUCUGCCUUGCAGAAAGUCCCCCUCACAGCGGCCCUCUGCCUGCUGCUCCUCGUCACCCUGUUACCCAGCUCUGAGGCCCGCCGGGGUCGCGGAGGCUUCGGGGGCGGCGGCGGCUUCGGCCGAGGUGGAGGUUUCGGCCGAGGAGGAGGUGGAGGUUUCGGCCGAGGUGGAGGUGGAGGCUAUGGGCGGAUCCAGAGCAGUGGCCCCAGCGCGGGCAAAGUAGCCGGGGCGGCUGCAGCGGGCGCCAUAGGAGGAGCGAUGAUCGGGUCCGCCCUGAGCCGGCCCGGGUACGGAGGAGGGUACGGAGGAGGGUACGGAGGAGGGUACGGAGGAGGGUACGGAGGGUAUGGUGGCGGUUACGGCUACCCACGGCACGGGGGUGGAGGCUACGGCCCCAGACCCGGCUACGACCCAGAGGGCUCCGGAGACAUGGAGUACUACACUGGCGCGUCCAGCGGGCCCAUCUACAACAGCAUCGUCGUGGUCAUCGGCGCCCUGAUGUCCCUGCUCGUGGCCCGGUGGGGGGCUUUGGAGUAGAGCACACACGGGUCCAAACAACCGGACUAGGAAAACAACCUGGCUGAAAAGAUCUGAUCUUUUUUUAAAUGAUGAAGAGCUGUGGCCGAUUGUUUCGGAGUUUGACCUUCACAACACGUCAGCGUGACACCGCGCUUCAAUCUGCAGCUGUUUGGACGAACAAACAAACCUCCUGUAGAGAUGUUCCAUGAAAAUGUUUCCACCCCUCCGGUUCUCCUUUUCAAAUCAGCCAGUCUUUUCUUUUUGAUAUACUGUUGACAAGUGUUUUUUGAUCACACGUUUUCUCCGUGAAGAUAGAACAGAUCGGAUGUGUGAUUAGAUUAAGUCUACCUCGGGAAGUCGUAUCAGGUGUUUAAGAGCUGCUAUCGUAAUGCCAUUUCUCAGUGUAUUUACUCGUAUUCCUCUAACUCUGCGUUUUCAAGUGUUUACUUCUUCAAGUACUUUGCUUGUCUAUGAAUAAUUAAAGUACAUGUGUUAUGCCAUAUUCUAGACUUUUAUGAAGAAGGAAAAGCUAAAUGUUCUUCCAUGUCUAUGAUUGUUAAUAAAAAAUAACUUAACAAUAACA